Rhizopus microsporus ATCC 52813 is the source of this 1449-nucleotide messenger RNA. RefSeq lists its product as uncharacterized. The transcript is spliced from 2 exons. The coding region runs from base 152 to 1330 and encodes 392 amino acids. The record is from RefSeq and is a predicted model, not a curated record. NCBI's taxonomy places the organism in Eukaryota, Fungi, Mucoromycota, Mucoromycetes, Mucorales, Rhizopodaceae.
AAAAAAAUGAAAUUAAUUAAAAAAGGGAAUGGUAUUUUUUUAUAUGUGCUCAAAACUUUGUACCCCCGCGCACAUACAACCUUGGCAGUUACAGCCCAAAAAUAUGAGAAGGUGACUACUUUUUGUUUUCCUUUCUUUUUCUUUUUUAAAAAUGGAAUUAAAAAUUAUAGAGCAAGACACACCUGAGCCUGUACAAGAAACAUUAUGUGAAAUCUGUGAGAAACAGUUUUCGAAAUAUGUUUGUCCGAGAUGCAAUCUUCGUUAUUGUUCAUUAGCUUGCUAUAAAGACAUGCGCCACGCUGAUUGUACAGAAUCAUUUUAUAAACAAAGCGUGACAGAAGAGAUAAAGAGUCGAGAGAUUGAUAAAGAAAGCAAAAACAAGAUGCUAGAGAUGCUGAAACGCUUAGAAGAAGAAAAAGUUGAAGAGGACGUGCUAGAAGACGAUGAAUAUGAUGAACUAUUAGAAAAAUUUAAUGACCUGGAUAUUGAUAAUGCAGAUCCAGAACUAAUAUGGAGUAUGCUUUCAGAGAAAGAAAGGCAAGAGUUUAGAUCAAUGGUGUCUAAGCUAGAUGAUACGUGGCAUAAAUUUGACUUACCUGACUAUAUACCCUGGUGGAUUAUCAUUCAGCAAUCAAGGAUUCAAGAUAUAACAGAACCAACAAGUGAUGAUCACCGUAUACCACAGCUUCCCGAUAAUUUGCCUGAUUUUAGCAAAAUGACACAGCCUAGUGCUCGAGAAAGCCCGCAUCUGAUUUGGAACAUGAUACAUAUUCUUGCAACCUACAGCUAUCUUAUGCGCCACUCCAUGGGUGAAUUACUAGAGGAUAUACAAGAUACAGUACAUGUGAUCGAGACAUUAUCGGCUGAAAUCUUGUUUUCAACAGCAGCAUCAUGUCCCUUUGGCAGUAUACACGAAGUGAUUGAUGAUAUCGUUGAGCGUAUUCUGCGUUUUCAGGAGCAGUCUAGUCCAGCAAAGCGCAAAAUGGCAGCAGCAACAGCGAGAUACGACUUGAAGAUAUUGGUUAUUCAUGAUCUAUUGAAACUCGUUCCUGAGCGUAAACGAGCCAUGUUUGAUUUCUGGCUUGCUCUUGAUCAAAUAUCGAAAAAAAGAAAGAAAAGAAGCGUGGGCUUGGCUGUCCGUAAACUUUAUUUUUACUGGGCUGCGGCCUGUGCUUUUGAGGAUCUGGAGCUCGUGUUGGCGUCUCUUAGGAGUAUUUUGUCCAAGAUAGAAAUCGAGAAAACGGAUUUUGAACAAGAUCGUGAGGCGGCACAACGUGCGAUAAGAGAAUAUCAGAAAGCAGGUUCAACAGCAAAAAUACAAGAGAUUUAGGUUUCUUUUUUUUAUUGCAAUAGACAAAAGGCUGUAUAUACAUAAAUAUACAUAUAUAUAAACUUCUAAAGUUUGGCUUGUCCUUUGCCAUUUUUGCUUUCUUGCUUAACACGAUCGAU